AUGAAGCUGGCACGUCAUUCGCAUCGUGCCAAACGUGUGGCCAAGAAGCCGAAUGUAAUCAGCUUUUGUUUGUGCUUGACUUUUAGUAUAUCACUCUCGAUGAUACUGUGUGUAGAUGGAUCAUUCCACGAGAGAAGGCUUUAUGAAGAUCUGAUGAGGGACUAUAAUAUACUGGAACGACCGGUCGCUAACCAUUCACAGCCUGUUGUUGUCAAGUUGAAGGUAUCGUUGCAACAAUUGAUUGAUGUAGACGAGAAGAAUCAGGUCGUCUAUGUUAAUGCUUGGCUGGAUUAUGUGAGUUGAAAUUUAUAAGUUACAGUAACAUCACUUUUAGGUAUAAGAUGUUAAUAAUACAACAUGUACAGUAACUUCUUGUUUUAGGCUUGGAAUGACUACAAAUUACGGUGGGACAUAGGAGAGUAUGGUAACAUAACGGACGUACGCUUUCCCGUAGGUAAAAUAUGGAAACCUGGUAAGUUAUGUCACUAUACUUUGCUCUACCCUAUCUUGCCUUACCCUACUCUAUCCUACUUUACCUUAUCGUACAUUACCUUGACCUACUUUAUCCUACCCUACUUCACCCUAUCGUACCUUACCCUACCCUACCUUCAUAUAUAACACUAAACUUUACUCCGCCCUACCCUUCUCUACAAUAAUAUACCGUACUUUCAGACGUCCUACUGUACAACAGUGUAGACUCCAACUUUGACUCAACGUAUCCCUCAAACAUGAUUGUCUACAAUACGGGUGAUGUGUCGUGGAUCCCUCCGGGUAUAUUUAAGAUAUCGUGCAAGAUUGACAUCAAAUGGUUUCCCUUCGAUGAGCAACGUUGCUUCUUCAAGUUUGGUUCGUGGACGUACGGGGGGAGGAUGGUGGACCUACAGCCGGCUGAAGGGGGAUUUGAUAUCAGUGAAUAUCUGCCUAAUGGUGAAUGGGCUUUGCCUAGUAAGUUUGUAUAUAAUAGUACUAUUUUUUGAAUUUUUACUGUAUUCAACCCUAGCUACGGCUGUGAGAGUUGAUUUUAAGCCUAGACAGUACCAUUUUGAGCAUGUAUAGCAGUAUUUUAAGCCGCUAUAUUACUUUAUUAGGCCUAUAACAUCAAUAUAGUGUCAAUCUAUGCUUUGGCAGUACUAUACUAAACCUAAAAAGCACUAUUUAGAACCUAAAAAGUACUAUUUUAAGCCUAAGAAGUAUCAUUUUGAAACUAGAAGGUAUCAUUUUAAGGCUAAGCAGUUCAUUUUAAACCUAACAGUACAAUUUUAAGCCUAAAAGGUAUCAUCUUUAACCUAAACAGUACUAUUGUGAACUUUAAUAGUACCAUUUUAAAGCUAAAAAGUACCAUUUUAAACAUAAAGAGUACCAUUUUUAGUCUAAAAGGUACUAUUAUAGGCCUAAACAGUACCAUUUUAAGUUUAAACAGUACCACUUAAAACCUAAACAGUACCAUUUUAAACCUAAAUAAUAUCAUUUUAAACCCAAAAAGUACCAUUUUAAUUCUGAAAAGUACCAUUUCAGUGACGAGUGUAUCGCGAACGGAAAAGUUCUACGAAUGUUGCCCCGAGGAGCCAUACCCCGAUGUGACAUUCUUUUUGCAUAUGCGACGACGCACACUUUACUACGGGUUCAAUCUAAUCAUGCCAUGUAUAUUAACAACAAUGAUGACACUACUCGGGUUCACGUUGCCGCCUGAUGCUGGAGAGAAAAUCACAUUACGUAAGAGCUGAUUAUAUUGUCUUAGAUGCUAUAGUGACUUACCGCGACGUAUUUUACAUUAAGAAAGGCUAUGAUAGAGGAUAAUGUGCUAACUAAUUCACAUUUAGAAAUCACGGUGUUGCUGUCGAUCUGUUUCUUCUUGAGCAUGUUAUCGGAGAUGUCUCCGCCGACAUCAGAAGCUGUACCUCUGCUUGGUAUCUUCUUCUCAUCGUGUAUGAUUGUGGUAACAGCAUCUACAGUGUUCACAGUAUAUGUGCUGAAUCUUCAUUAUCGUACUCCUGAGACUCAUGAAAUGUCGCCUAUGGUAAGGAGCGUAAAACUAUAAACUCGCUAGAACUGAGGGAGGGGUGGAGAUGGAAGCGUAGGGAGACCAUGCCCGCAAAAAAAAUUUUAAAAAUUUUGCAAGAAGAAAAAAAAAGGCCGUAUUUUACCAUUUCACAACCAUUUUUUGUUUGAUGUUAUAUCACUCAGUACCGUAUGCCACUCAGUACUAUUUUAUGGUUAACUGCCCUACUUUCAGGCAAGAACAAUCCUACUGUAUUGGUUACCGUACUUUUUGAGAAUCGAACGACCUGGCAUCUACUUGACUUGGGAAACACUACCUUCCAUAUUACCUUGGUCAAAGCCAAAAAGACACAGUGAAUCAUUGAUAAGGAAUAUAAAACAAGUUGAGGAUGGUACACGGUACGUCAGACAAUCAAGUACUUCAAGAUAGACAAAUAGUACAUUACUAAAACAAUUUUUUUGAUUCAGUUAGUACUAUAUAGUACUACUUUUUACCUGCUACUCUACAGUAAAACCUUAUCACAUUACCAACUGGCAUUAGAAAUACAGUGAUAAACUCAGCUAAUACAUCUUGUAUCUUGCUCUUUUCAGAAACUCAAUAGACAUAGAACGGCACGUUGUAACGCAAUUUUUCAACGUUCUUAGCAACGGUGGAAUCAAUGGUAUUAAACCGAUGAAGAAUGGAGCACCAAGUACUCAGUUGAGUAUGGAGAGUACCGCACUAUCUUCGUCCCCAAUAUCAGAUCAAGGAAAUGCUGCUGUAUUACAGCUACUACAACGAAUUCACUCGGAAUUAAAGGUAAAAUACGCCUACUUUGAUUAAGAGUUGUUUAGGACUCUAGUGAGGUACUAUAUAGCACUAAAUGAUGAGCAUAGUUAAACCCAAAAAUUUUUUAUGAGAAGGGGCACAGAAUUAGUUGAACAUCCUAAUAUAUAAUACUAAAGUAUCAAUUACCACACCUAAUUUUAGGUAAUAACAAAGCGAAUGAUGGAAGAAGAGCGAGAAGAGAACCAGGCCACGAAUUGGAAGUUCGCCGCCAUGGUGGUAGAUCGGCUAUGUCUAUACAUAUUCACAAUAUUCAUUAUAGCUACGUGUGUUGGUGUCAUGAUGGCUGCGCCCUACUUGAUUGCAUAA
This is a messenger RNA of Bursaphelenchus okinawaensis, 3133 nucleotides long. The record is from the annotation of a GenBank genome assembly. NCBI's taxonomy places the organism in Eukaryota, Metazoa, Nematoda, Chromadorea, Rhabditida, Aphelenchoididae.